Aureobasidium melanogenum CBS 110374 is the source of this 762-nucleotide messenger RNA. RefSeq names its product glutaredoxin. Bases 1 to 762 code for a protein of 253 amino acids. The record is from RefSeq and is a predicted model, not a curated record. The transcript has 3 exons. Gene Ontology annotation, cellular component: Golgi lumen; cytoplasm; fungal-type vacuole. Gene Ontology annotation, molecular function: glutathione disulfide oxidoreductase activity. NCBI's taxonomy places the organism in Eukaryota, Fungi, Ascomycota, Dothideomycetes, Dothideales, Saccotheciaceae. Gene Ontology annotation, biological process: cellular response to oxidative stress.
AUGCCUUCGCAACGCCGGGUCAAGGUCUUUGCCCUACUGGCAGUUCUGGCUGUCCUCAGUUUCAUCUAUCUUUCUUCAGCUGCAGCAUCGACGCGAUCAAGUCCCUUCUAUACAAACACAGCAAAUGCUCUGAACACAAAGCACCAGGAAGCACUGGACCUUGAGAACCAUCAAAUCAUCCACGAGGCCGCCGAGAAAGCCGAGAAAGAGAAGGAAGCCGCCAACAUCCGUGAUCCUGAUCUUGCUGCCGUUCCCGGUCAGAAGAGCGUUGCCGGCAGGAAGAUGAUCAAGGGAGAGAAGGGACUGAAGGACGACGGCGUGGCAAAGGUUGGAAACACAGGAGCACAACAUGCACAAGCCGCAGAUCCCGACGAGACCGAAGAGGAGCACAAGGCUGAGGUUGAACUGGACUCCAUCUUGAAGAAGAGCCCAAUCGUCAUCUUCUCCAAAAGCUACUGCCCUUACUCGAAGAAGGCAAAGGCUAUCUUGCUUGAACAGUACAACAUCGUGCCAGCCCCUUACGUUGAGGAGCUCGAUCUUCACCCUCUGGGCCCUCAAUUGCAAGCAGCGCUUCUGAAGACCACAGGCAGACGCACAGUCCCUAAUGUUUUGAUCAACGGAAAGAGCAUUGGUGGAGGCGACGAUAUUGCAGGCCUGCACGAGAAUGACAAGCUGAUUCAGCAGAUCAAGGACUUGGGAGGCAAGCGCAUCAUGGAGGUGUCAAAGGCCGAGCCAAAGGCAGCCCUCAAAUUCAGAAGCUAA